UCAAAGAUUAGAAAAAAAAGAAAAGACGAAACUGUUUCUUGUCUAUGGAAAUGUUGCUACGUCUUGUUGCGAAGUGUUCUAACUUAGUCUAUUGACCUAUUCUAAUGCAUAGGAGAAAUGCCACCGUUAUUUAAGAGAAUUGAUAGUUUGCCAUCUUCUCAUGUGAUUCUUUAUUGCGCAUUUCGAUUAGGUUCAGAAUAGAUGCAAGUCAAUGUAAACACAUGCUGAACCCUAAGUAUCAAAGAAAUAGAUAUAAAGAGAACAAGUCUACAUGAAGCUUAUUAAAGACGAUGAUCUGAUAGCAGCAUCCUUGUAACAAUGCCAAACAAAAUCAACGUUGACGAAGAUUACUUCUUGCUUGAUGCAGUCAAGUCGGGGAAGGAAGACCAAGUUCGUAACAUUUUAGGAAAUGGUUGCUAUAGAAACCGAGAUUACAAAGAUGGCACUGGGAAAACAGCUGUGCAUUGGGCAACGGAAUACGGAUAUAUCAAAAUCGCUUAUCUUCUCAUAGAUUCAGACUGGAAUGUGAAUUUGACCGACGAAAAAUGUCAAACACCCUUACAUAUUGCCUGCAAUCAUCGUCGAUCAGAAAUUGCCAUGGCUUUAUUAAUUGCCGGAUGUGACGUCAAUGUGUCGGAUGAUUCUGGCAAUACACCGUUACAGCGUGCAAUACACAACAAUUUAGACACAGUUGUAUACAUGCUGUGUGAAAAAGGUGCAUUUAUUAAUACUAGAAAUAAGAAUAAUUGGACACCUUUACACGAAGCCGUCAGAGUUGGCAACGAACAAAUUGUUGACAAACUUAUAAACAGUGAAGCAGAUGUGAAUGCAGUAACGGCAUACAAAGCAACACCCUUUUCGACUGCGAUAUUCUAUUAUCGAAUUGCUCAAAGAAAUACAUAUCCUUCUGUAGAUAGUGUUCUACAGAAGCUCAUACACAAUGGGUGUAGGCUCAGUCAGUGUGAUGGACAAUGGUCGCCAUUGUUGUCCGCCAUUUCAAUAUGUAACAGUCACAUAGCGGGAAUGCUGCUUUGGCAUGGCUGUCUCAUAGAUACAAGUAUGCAGUACAGUAGAAACUUACUCGUUGACGCUUUCGCCCGGUGUGAACCUGCUGCAGUGAAACUUUUGGUGCUCUGUGGUUAUAAUCUAACAUUUCCGGAAGUGGAACAAUGCCAUCGACGAAUUCCAACAUUUUCCAGAUCGUUUCGCAGACUUGUGGCUUCUGAUAUGAAAAAUGGAACACACGGCGUACAAAUUAUGGUUUGGUUACGUGAGCGAGCAGAAAAUGCGCUAACACUAUCUGAAAUUUGUCGUAUAUCAAUACGCAAAUCCUUAAACCAUGGUGCUGGUGACACAUCAAUACUCAAAAACAUUGACCAUCUUCCUCUUCCAAAAUGUAUGAAAAAGUUCAUCAGAAUGGAAGAAUUCGAACAUGCAUUCUAAGUAUCACUUUCGUUUUAAGUGUGCAAUAUUUUACAAACCUAUUUAUUUUUAACCCACUGCCAAAUAUUGAUUUACAAUAAAUUAUUUUGAUCAUA
This is a messenger RNA of Mytilus trossulus (common blue mussel), 1538 nucleotides long. RefSeq names its product death-associated protein kinase 1-like. The record is from RefSeq and is a predicted model, not a curated record. Gene Ontology annotation, cellular component: nucleus. The coding region runs from base 319 to 1443 and encodes 374 amino acids. The transcript is spliced from 2 exons. Gene Ontology annotation, biological process: intracellular signal transduction; positive regulation of transcription by RNA polymerase II. Gene Ontology annotation, molecular function: transcription cis-regulatory region binding; protein binding. Lineage: Eukaryota; Metazoa; Mollusca; Bivalvia; Mytilida; Mytilidae.